CUAGAGUCCUACGUUGCCGUGGAGGGAUCUUCAGUCCUCCCUGCUAUCUUUGGUGCAGCAGCAGCAGCGCGGCGAGGAAGGGCGCACAAGUGUUAGUCAGCCAGCAGAAAUGUCGGAAAGUGGGAGCCAGGAACCCUCUGGGGCCCCGAACGGCAGCGACAACCCGUCGAAACGACCGCCUGUCGGCAACAAAGUGACCGUGGUGCUCGGGGCUCAAUGGGGCGACGAGGGGAAAGGAAAAGUUGUGGAUCUGCUGGCACAAGACGCGGAUAUGGUGUGCAGAUGUCAGGGCGGCAACAACGCGGGACACACAGUGGUGGUCGACUCAGUGGAGUACGACUUUCACCUCCUCCCCAGCGGCAUCAUCAACCCCAAGGCCACCGCCUUCAUUGGCAAUGGUGUAGUGAUCCACCUUCCAGGCCUGUUUGAAGAGGCAGAAAAGAACGAACGCAAAGGAAAAGGUUUAAAAGACUGGGAGAAAAGGUUGAUCAUCUCGGACAGAGCGCAUAUUGUGUUUGACUUCCACCAAGCGGUUGAUGGCGUUCAGGAACAGCAGAGACAAGAGCAAGCAGGCAAGAACCUCGGGACAACAAAGAAGGGGAUUGGUCCGGUGUACUCGGCCAAGGCAGCACGUAGCGGUCUCAGGAUAUGUGACCUGUUGGCUGACUUCACCCAGUUCUCUGAAAGGUAUACGGUAUUGGCCCAGCAGUACAAGGCCAUGUACCCCACACUGGAGAUUGACAUAGAGGGAGAGCUGGUCAAAUUAAAGGACUAUGUGGAGCGGAUCAAGCCUAUGGUGAGGGACGGGGUGCACUACAUGUACGAGGCUCUUCAUGGUCCUCCUAAGAAGAUCCUAGUGGAAGGAGCGAACGCAGCGCUACUGGACAUAGAUUUUGGGACGUACCCGUUUGUGACAUCGUCCAACUGCACGGUGGGCGGGGUGUGUACGGGUCUAGGCAUGCCGCCUCAGAACGUCGGGGAGGUUUACGGGGUUGUCAAGGCGUACACCACCAGAGUGGGCAUCGGCGCUUUCCCCUCUGAGCAGAGCAACGAGAUCGGAGAGCGACUUCAGACUCGGGGGAAAGAGGUGGGCGUGACCACAGGCAGGAAGAGACGAUGUGGGUGGCUGGAUCUAGUGCUCAUCAAAUAUGCACACAUGAUUAAUGGCUUCACCGCUUUAGCACUCACCAAGCUGGACAUACUUGACGUGUUCGCUGAGAUCAAAGUGGGCGUAGCCUACAAAGUUGCCGACCAAACUAUACCUCAUUUUCCAGCCAAUCAGGAGGUGCUGCAGCGUGUGGAGGUCCAGUAUGAGACGCUGCCGGGCUGGGAAAGUGACACCUCGGCUGUGAGAAGCUUUAAAGAGCUGCCUGAGAACGCCCAGAAAUAUGUCCACUUCAUUGAGGAGCAUGUGGGAGUGCCUGUCAAGUGGAUCGGAGUUGGCAAGUCCCGGGAGUCUAUGAUCCAGCUGUUCUAGACGAAUGGUGGAGAAAACGCAAGCAAAGAGGACACGCAGCAGCUGACUCAACUGUACCCUUCUUUCCUUUCCCCCCUACACACACACAGCCUACCUACCUGUCUCAGCUCUCCAACAGAGACUCGACCGUCAUGUCUGUUCUUAAUGUUUUACCACUGUAUCAUCGGACCUAUGUCACAGACCGGACCUCUCUGGAUCACACUCCCAACAGACGGAUCGCCGUGUAUGAAUGGUUCCCAGCGUCUCCAUGUGGAUUUUUAACAGUUUUAAAUUUUAGAAUAACAACUCCACACGCCACCUCCCUCUUUAAUUUGUUCCCGUUUUAUUUAUCGUAGCCAUUCAUUUCAGACAUGCAACACACUCGGCAACACCAGCUGCCAUCAGGUCUGAAAGAGGACACGAGGGAACUGACUGAACACACAAACACACACACACUGACGCAGACACGGGAUCACUGCCUGGAUGAACUGCCCAGUCGUUUGGUUGGUCAAAUAUUUUAAGUGUAUUUUUGUUCAUCUAUGCUGUGUUUUAAAUGCGCUGUGCCAGUCCGAUGAACGUCAGUUUUAACCUCUGCACUUUAGAUGCUUUGGACUAUAUCUGCGUUAUGUUUUAGUCCCGCCAGGUUUACAGAACAUCCUGACAUGAUAAAGGGAUCCUUUAAUAUUUGUAUUUUUGGCUUCAGACAGAUGUUUGGAGUAAAGACCUCCUAUAUUGCCUUGUCAUUCAACCAAAAAAUGUGCUUUUAAAUUUCCAGUAGCUAGCGACGGCUUCAUCUGAAUGCUGUUAAUGAAAUGUUGGUGCACAUCUGGCCGUAAUGUGAGAAGGUUCAUGUUUUUCGGUCUACUUUUAGCAGGUGAGUUUUACGUGAAUCAGAACAGUAAAUCUGGUGUAAUAAAUGACAAUAACUUGUGUAGGCCAGCAUCUUUUCCCUCACAUCCUAGUGAUUGUGUAUCGUAUUAUUGCCAUUGAUUUACAGAAAAGAUUGAUAAAGUCAUCAUAAGGCAGUUGUUCAUCUCUUUUUUUGUGCAGUGUUCUACUAUUGUUAUAACACACGUCUUUAAAAACCAGGAAGAUGAGGCUUAAAUUCGUUUGUCUUGGUUUGCAUUUUGCUGUCAGAAAGAGAAACUGGUACUCUUCACUGUUUCACCAAUGAAAUGUUACCAUCCAAAUAAAAUAAUCACAGCUACUUCAGGGUUUGAUGCAACAGCUGGAAAAAUGAUGUCUGAUGUUGCAUUCAGGAAAAUCUCCCUUUACUCCGACUUGGUAUGUUCAUACGUUGUUCCAAGAUGGACUGCUAGCCUUGUAGUCGCAUCAUCUAAAUGGCCUUAAUUAGCUACUUUAACAGUGGUAUAGUAGUGGGAGUGGUUUGUUACCAAGUGAAACCAGAUGCAUAUAAACUGUAUAGCUCUUCACUGAAUUAAUUGUAUUAGUGCUAUUGGAUUUUAUGUAGAUACAUCUGCUGGUGUUGGCAAUACCGACUUGGAAUUACAACCAGGAGGCUAAUGCGUGUUUUUCUGACUCAGUUGCUGAAAAUUAAGGUCUUGAUAUUUGCAUUAUGUUAAAGAGGUACCCCAGUGAUUAAUGGUGCGUCAGAGCUGGGAAUGACGUCACACAGAUUUUAGUCGGAAAACCAAGACUGAUGCCUCUGGCCGUUGUUAGCAAAACCAGUUGACAACACAUGCGGCAUUUUGCACAUACAAACACCAGAGCAACAUGUCUACAGAUAUAAGUUGGACAGGACUGUAUUUAAUGACACACAAAUAAGACAGAAGUGCAAUAAACAGUAAAUUAAAACAUCUUUCGCUAGUGUUGAUUCCGGGGGCAGCCAUCUUGGAUUUUGAGGUCGGGGUUGGUGAGGUUCUCCCAACUUUCCGAGCCGGAAAUCCAACUGAAGGGGGCGUUCCUGACAUCGAACUCAGAAAUUCAGACUUCCUAUGUCAAAUGAAACACAGCAGUAGUAGUUUUUUUUUUUUUUUAAAUAGUCAAAACUGAUACAGCAGGGCUCAGGAUAUUCUGACUUUUAGUCCCUAGUAUGGAGUCAACCCACUAAAAUGCUGGAUCCUACAUCUUUAAUAAUGCAACUCAGUGACAUUCAUUAUGCCACAUUCACAACAUGUGGGAACAAUGGUAAAGAGGGGAAAGAUUACAGUGUUAACGGAUUGUGAGUGCUCACGUCAUCCAACUAAUCAAGAUGGUAUUGACAAUAUAACACCAUAUGCAUUAAAUUUAGGAUUAAAUAUAUCAAUGGACUUUUGCUGAUGUGAGUUGUCCAUGUUUGGUUUUGGGCAUUUCAAGUUUGGUUUUAGUCCCAGUUUCCCAGUUGUAAUUACCACUUGGAUGUUAACAUGAACAUUAUUUACAAGCAGGACAUGACAUGCGUAUUAUAACUUCAAUCUGACAUGAAUGUAGCAUUUGACCAGACUUUGGAAAUCUACCCCAGAGCCACAGAAGCCAUAAAACUGUUCACCGACUCCUGAACUUUGUGUAAAAUUGACAGAAUACUCCUUUAAUAAACCCCUAAGGGCUUGUUUAAUUAAUUGUCACAGAUAUUUCAUAGACCAAGUUUUCAUAACAAUGUGUCACAAAAGUGUAAUGUCCACUUUAAAAACAUAUUGUGGUAAGUGUGAAUGCACCAAUAGAUUCUUAAUAUAUUAUAUUUCCACAUCACUGAAUUAAGAAUUAUUUGAAUGUGUUUUUGUUUUUUAGAAAUUCGCCUUGUUUUUACAGUGGGAGCAUGAGUUACGCUUACUCAUUUUGGAGGUUGUUUUUUGUUUCAAAACACAAUUAAGUAUAAACCUGAUGACAUGAAUGGGUUUCAUUCUGGAAAUUUAGCCUUGUAUUUUAAAAGAAGGUGUGAAUCAAGUCAAUGUUUCUGGGAAGCAUUUAGUCAAUUGAUAUGUCAUUUUGGAAUAAAACCUGUCUAUUUGUCAA
Messenger RNA from Micropterus salmoides (largemouth bass), 4408 nucleotides. Its product is annotated as adenylosuccinate synthetase isozyme 2. Gene Ontology annotation, molecular function: adenylosuccinate synthase activity; GTP binding. The transcript is spliced from 13 exons. Bases 110 to 1477 code for a protein of 455 amino acids. Gene Ontology annotation, biological process: IMP metabolic process; 'de novo' AMP biosynthetic process. Gene Ontology annotation, cellular component: cytoplasm. NCBI's taxonomy places the organism in Eukaryota, Metazoa, Chordata, Actinopteri, Centrarchiformes, Centrarchidae. The record is from RefSeq and is a predicted model, not a curated record.